This is a messenger RNA of Anopheles bellator, 843 nucleotides long. RefSeq lists its product as uncharacterized. Lineage: Eukaryota; Metazoa; Arthropoda; Insecta; Diptera; Culicidae. The transcript has 2 exons. The record is from RefSeq and is a predicted model, not a curated record. The coding region runs from base 1 to 591 and encodes 196 amino acids.
AUGGCGACCACGCCGGUUCGUCAAAAUACAUCCAACUCGAAGAUAAAGUCGCCACGAACGCCUGGUUUUACUGGUACCGUUGCAUCUUCUCGAGUUGAAAACAUUAUUUAUAGCUGCAUUGAACAACAUCGCAAAUGGAAAAGUGCAGUUGAUAAAGGGUCUCAGUUUUGUAACGCAAUCUCAAACGCUAAACUUAGCACUCUCCAAUCUGAAGGGCAACUUCCUUACCCGGAAAACGUAAUACUUUAUUGUAAAAACAUGCGCAUUUUGAUCACCAUUUUUGAAGACGCUUUAUUGAAUGCCGAAACCUGCCUUACCCACAUUAAAUCAUUAGAAUCAUCUUUCGAAGCGAGUGCAGUGAUCGGACAAACAUGGAAUUUCCAGAAAAUCGUUAGUGUUUUAGAGACGAUUGUCACCUCUUAUAAAAAUGAAUUUUGCACCAGAAGCCACAUAUCCGAGAACAUCGGCCACACUAUGUCAACCGAACAAUUGAAGCUUUACGUUCGAGGCUGGAAUAGUAUGAUGGACCUUGAACGAGAUCGGGAAUUACAAUUUCACAUGAUGAUGUAUGAGUUUCGGUUUUCAGGGUAAAAAGAACUCCUUCGUUGCAACAUUUCCAGUAACAGAACUACUGCAAAAGCGGCUUCCCCGUAGAUCAUCUGUGCGUGCUGCACAAUAAUCGAUUUCUGUGCGAAAGACGUUCUUACUCAUAUUCCAUGUGCGCUACACUGCUCAACAGUUUUGUUUAUUUUCAUGUUUCUGCAUUCGUUGUUUUUUCCAUCGUGCUGAACAGCUCAUUUGCUGCAUGUGACACUUAACUUAGAAUAAAUCUUUUAUACACAA